Molecule: messenger RNA, 1082 nt
Organism: Pocillopora damicornis (cauliflower coral)
Lineage: Eukaryota; Metazoa; Cnidaria; Anthozoa; Scleractinia; Pocilloporidae
Source: RefSeq, a predicted model, not a curated record
UUUUGAUUGAUUAACCCAGGCAGCUGUGACCGCUUGGGCUUGUAUACAUUUAUAGAUCACGUACAUGCGGUUUUAGUUCGGCUACACACCCUUAAUCGUCGCAACCUCAAGACAGCUGUGCAACCAUGAGCAGAUUCAAGACUAUCGCUCCACAAGAUCGUCCCACCUUCAAGGUGGCCUUUUUGUACCGCUCUCACGGGCUCAUCUCCCGGGAGACCUUUAAUGCCUUCCAGAAAACUUACGAUGAGAUUGUCAACUCUAUUGUUACUUGCCAAGAUGAAGACGAGCUUUGGAAGUUUGUGCGAAGCAUGUUCGAUUUCGACGACUACGCUGACACAGUUCCCAUUAACGCAGCCAACCUUUCCAUCACCUUCGAUGCAGUUCAACGUCUCAUGAACGCCAUGGCGUUGGAUUGGAACCGAGAUAUUUCCAUCCAGAAGAGGAUCCAGCCUUUUGUGUAUACCAUCCAAGCGGCGAGAGCCCUCGUAGCCAAGCAGUUAAAUGUGGAGCCAAAACUCAUCGCAUUCAUGAGGAAUGGUUCCGACCCUAACGCUGUUAUCAACAACGGAAUGGAUUUUGAACCCGGCGACGAGGUCGUGGUAUGGAAAGAGAAUCAUCCAACAAAUGGUGAUGUAGCGUGGGAGAUUCGCAAAGCGCGCUUCCCUAACAUCACCAUUGUCAUAGUCGACUUACAAGGGGAAACAAAUGAGGAAAAGAUUAUUCACAAGUUCGUAUCCAAAGUGAACAAAAGCACUCGUAUUGUGGCGUUCAGCGAGAGAACCCUGACGAAGUGCUUGUGGUUAACCUGCAAUGUACUGGGAAAGUAGAAAUACCGCCUGUUGUUUCAUGCAAAAGAAACUGAGAUAAGCUCCGGUGGGGUGUGUCCUUAAGCUUGCCAAUAGACUUGACCAGCUGGGUUUUAUAUGUAAUUGAUAGAUAAAACCUAACGAGUUAGUCACUUGUAGUUUUUGGUGGCCAUUUGGUUCUCAAUCUCUUUAAAUAAUUUCUAUCCGAGACCAUUAAUACCCUUCUGAAAUCGUCAUAUUCCAGCCAUUUUUAGCGUCUGUCUGCCUUUCAAAAGA